GGAAGCGCCCGUUUCUAUGGAAACCAGGUAGCACAAACUUUCUCUUCCCUCUGGUUGGCGAUUUUAAAAAAUGAACAAAGAUCAUUCCAAAUAUCACAUGGCACGCCUGCGCAUUGAACUGGAGCAAGAACGAGAAAUGAAGUGAGUUAUUUUCUUACCGUUUGAUUUCCCCCUGUGUUUGUACCCCCUCACCCCCCAGAGACUUUUGGCGAUUUUAAAAAAUGAGCAAAGAUCAUUCCAAAUAUGACAUGAGGCAUGCUGGAAGAGUCGGUACGGGACCUGCGGUGCACCACGAGGGAACUUCAAGACAGACUUCACGGUGUCGACGGGGAAGACAACGAGUGGAAGACCAGAUAUGAAACUCAGACUGAGCUGAACGCACAGCUACAAAGGCAACUCGCUCUCGUCCACGAGAGGAUGCAAGACCUGCGUGGGAACCCAGUGGACCGGCUGACCUCUAUCCGAUCCUACGAUAACAUGCCACCCGAAUCGCUACGGCAUCGCCUCAAGUUGCUCACCGAUGAGAAGUCAGGCCUGCAGAGUCAACUGGCUGACUGUCGCGUUAGCAUUGAACUAGAGUCAAAGGUUAGUGGGACCGAGUUGAUGCAUUCCAUCCAACUGCUUAGUACAAUCUCUGCAAGUUUUUUUUGGGGGGGGGGCGGCAAUCAGGCAUUCCAUAAAACUAACGAUGAGAGGCGAGCGUACCUCUCGGAAAUUGCCAAGGUAAGCGACCUCCUCCGCCCGCAUGUUGUUGACAACCAAGCUGCCGUGUGGAAUAUGUUCUUCUGCAGUUGUCCUCCACUGUUGACGACCAGUGGAGGCAGUACUCCAAGCAGCCACAGAGGGCCCCGGAGAGCAAGCUCAGUGACGUGCCUGAGGAGGAGGAGAAGGAGGGGAACGUGCAGCUGCUACUUAGUUGGGGGACAAUCGUCCAUACUGGAGGUGACGGAGGACCUCGGCUCUUGUGUCGACAGUAGUGCAGCGACGGUGGCGGCGCCGCCGGGCCACGUUAUGGACAUGGAGCACUUUGACGAGCGCACUCAGCGGGCUGGCGUGGGAUCCGCUGCCGGGACGGACGCCCGCCUCAAUGGGGUGGUCCACAGCCCCGCGCACAGCGCGCACUGCAGCUUGCUGCUGCAGCGCGCACCGCGCAGCCUUCAGGCCCUGAGUGCUGAAAAGCGCGCUAAGAAGGUGCGCUUCUUCCGGAACGGCGACCGCUUCUUCCACGGCAUCGUGUACGCAGUGUCGUCCGACCGCUUUCGCACUUUUGAGGCGCUGCUGGCCGACUUGACGCGCGCCCUCUCGGACAAUGUCAACCUGCCGCAGGGCGUGCGUGCCAUCUACACGCUGGACGGAUCAGGGCGCAUGGGCAGCCUCGAGCAACUGGUGGAAGGCGAAAGCUACGUCUGCAGCUCCAUGGAAGCUUACAAAAAAGUGAACUACAGCAAAAACAUCAACCCCAACUGGUCGGUGAACGUCAAGGGCUCGGGUGUGGCCCGGACCCGCAGCAGGCCGCCCGAGAGCCGCGAAAACAAGGACUUUGUUCGCCCCAAGCUGGUGACGGUGGUGCGUGGCGGCGGCAUGAAACCCCGCAAGGGUGUCAGGGUCCUGCUCAACAAGAAGACGGCACACUCGUACGAGCAAGUGCUCAGUGACAUCACCGACGCCGUCAAACUGGACUCCGGAGUGGUCAAGAAGAUCUACACGCUGGAGGGGAAGCUGGUGACACGCCUGCAAGACUUUUUUGGCGACGAGGACGUGUUUGUGGCAUGCGGCCCCGAAAAGCUGCGUUUCCAAGAUGACCUGAUGCUGGAUGAGACGGAGUGGCGCGUCAUGCGGCCGAUGAGCUACAGCAAGAUGUCCUCCAUUCGAAGUUCCCCCAAGGCUUUGAUCCAGAUCCAGCACGGCAAGUCACCCGCGUCUGUGAACGGGACGCCGGUCAGUCAGCUGUCUACGCCGCAGACGGCCAAGUCCCCCAGCCCCUCCUCGACCAGCCCGGUGAGCCUCGUCCAACAACAGUGGGGCUCUCGGGACUCCUCCUCCUCCUCUUUGUCAUCCAGUCAAGCGUCUAGCUCGCAAAACAGUGACGAAGCCGUGACUGACGAAGAAGUUGUCGCGGAUGAGGCUCCGGCCUUGGCGGACGAGGCUCCGGCUGUGGCGCCGGCCUCAGCGGACAAGGCUCUGGCUGAGGCGCCGGCCUCAGUGGACGAGGCUCCGUCCUCGGCGGACGAGGUUCCGGCUGUCCCUUCCUACAUAUCGGAGCGCUACAAGGUUGGCCGCAUGCUGGGCGACGGCAACUUUGCGGUGGUUCACGAGUGCGCCGAGCGCUCCACGGGACGCCAUUACGCGCUCAAGAUCAUCAACAAGGGCAAAUGUCGAGGCAAGGAGCACAUGAUUCAGAACGAGGUGGCCAUCCUGCGGCAAGUCAAGCAUCCCAACAUCGUCCUUCUCAUUGAGGAGGUGGACACGUACAGCGAACUUUACCUGGUCAUGGAGCUGGUCAAGGGCGGAGACCUGUUUGACGCCAUCACUUCUGCCAACCGCUACACAGAGAAGGAUGCCAGCGGCAUGCUCUACAACUUGGCCAACGCCAUCAGAUACCUCCACAGCCUCAACAUUGUGCACCGAGACAUCAAGCCAGAAAACCUUCUGGUGUAUGAGCAUGUGGAUGGUAGCAAGAGCCUCAAACUGGGAGACUUUGGUUUGGCCACAGUGGUGGACGGACCUCUUUACACCGUCUGUGGCACGCCGACAUAUGUAGCGCCUGAAAUCAUUGUGGAAACUGGGUACGGGCUGAAAGUGGACAUCUGGGCGGCCGGCGUGAUCACUUACAUUCUGCUGUGCGGGUUUCCGCCUUUCCGGGGGAACAGCCAAGAUCAGGAGGUGCUCUUUGACCAGAUUCUGAUGGCCCGGGUGGAGUUUCCUCUGCCGUACUGGGAUGGCGUGUCCGCCGCCGCCAAGGCGCUGAUCGAAUCCAUGCUGGAGGUGGAAGUGGACCAGCGGUACACGGCCCUGCAGGUCCUAGAGCAUCCUUGGGUCAUCGAUGAAGGCCUUUGCGAGAAUGACCGUCAACUGUCAGUCGCAGGAAAGAUCAAGAAGCAUUUCAACACCUCGCCAAAGGGCAGCGACAACGCGCAGGCGCACAUUUGGUUGGACGGAAGCUUUUCUAUGCAGAGAUCCGGCUCGUUGGACUUCCACCGGCACCCGGCUAUGUAUUGGAUCAGGCCUCCCUUGUUGAUAAGGAGAGGUCGCUUCUCGGAUGAAGACGCCACCCGGAUGUGAUGACCUCUGCAAAUCUGUCACAAAAAAUGUCCCGCUCAAACGCCAGCCUCCCACGCGACUCUGAUGACAUCUCCAUCAGCUCUGAAGAGGGCGGGAACCCCUUCGAGAAGUUCCUGUAGUAGUGAAAACUUUGACGCAAAAAAAAAAAAAAGCUGUACAUGAGAGAAAUCUUUUUUCCAAGAGGUGAACUUUUUUUGGUUGAUUAUAUUUCAUUUAUCCACGUUGACUCAUUUGUCAUUCCCCUUUGGUGAUGGAACAUCCCUGGCAAUAUGGACCAAUGAACUUCAUCUUGUUUUUUCUUUUUUACCUGCAGCGUGUGUGUGUGUGUAUGUAUAUGUAUUAGGGGUGUAAAUCGCGGGUUUUGUCACGAUACGAUAUCAUAUCGACACAAAGAACUACGAUACGAUAUUUGCCGAUAUCUUAAAGCCUGCUGCGAUUCAUUCACGAUAUAUCACGAUAUAGUGCUCUACGAUCGAUAUAUAUAUUUUUUUAAAUAAAAAAUAUAGAACAACAUCCUGAUUUAUAACAAUUCAUACGCAAAAUCAACAAGGUACUGCAAACUCUUUAUUUAGGAAAUUACAAGAGUAUUGUAGUAUACAAAGUGCUUAUUUUAACACUGAACUUUGAUGUUGUUUUUUCUUUAAAUGUGCGGCGAGAUUUGUGGUCCCUGAAUAUUUGAUCACCGCAUGGCAGGAUUUACAAACUGCACGUGUCUUGUCCGUUGAGCCAUCUUUUCUUUGGAAUCCAAAGUGCUUCCAAACGAAUGACUUGGGGUGUAACGAUUCAUCGAUACACAUCGAUUAAUCGUUACACCCCUAAUACAUAUAUAUAUCUAUAUAUCUAUAUAUCUAUAUAUCUAUAUAUCUAUAUAUAUAUGUGUGUGUGUGUGUGUGUGUGUGUGUGUGUGUGUGUGUGUGUGUGUGUGUGUGUGUGUGUGUGUGUGUGUGUGUGUGUGUGUGUGUGUGUGUGUGUGUGUGUGUGUGUGUGUGUGUGUGUGUGUGUGUGUGUGUGUGUGUGUGUGUGUGUGUGUGUGUGUGUAUAUAUAUACAUA
This is a messenger RNA of Syngnathus typhle (broad-nosed pipefish), 4333 nucleotides long. RefSeq names its product serine/threonine-protein kinase DCLK1-like. Gene Ontology annotation, biological process: intracellular signal transduction; protein phosphorylation. The record is from RefSeq and is a predicted model, not a curated record. Bases 256 to 3282 code for a protein of 1008 amino acids. Gene Ontology annotation, molecular function: ATP binding; protein kinase activity. The transcript has 23 exons. NCBI's taxonomy places the organism in Eukaryota, Metazoa, Chordata, Actinopteri, Syngnathiformes, Syngnathidae.